This is a messenger RNA of Klebsormidium nitens, 2931 nucleotides long. Lineage: Eukaryota; Viridiplantae; Streptophyta; Klebsormidiophyceae; Klebsormidiales; Klebsormidiaceae. The record is from the annotation of a GenBank genome assembly.
AUGGAUGAUGGGAGGUCCAAGCAGGAGGUCCAAGCAGGAGGUCCAAGCAAGUCAAUCGCCCUGAAAAGGGACUCGAUCACGCAAGGCUGGGGUUCGCGCCUAAAGCAGCGGAAAGACGUGUCAUCAUCGUCACACACAAGGGGUCAAACAAGCGUUCCAACAAAGAAAAUGGAGACGUCCCCGUCGGCAAUUGCAUUUCGGGGCAUUCGAAAUGUGGAUAUGAUUCCAUUUAUAAGGGACGUGAUUGACACGCUGCGCGAAUUUGACCUGCGUCGCCUUGGGAGCUCAAAGGUAUACAAGACCAGGAUGGAGACUGAGCUGCAGCCACACCUGGUGCCCCAUUGGGUGCAGCCCCUUCAGUUGCCCCCUCACGCUCCAUUCUUCCACACGCGCAUCCAGAAGUGGAAGCGACACAACAUGAUGCGCGUCCUCGAGGCUGCGGCUGACGAGAUUGCAGGGGACGACAUCAAGAUCGCUGAGGUCACCGAUGCCCUCCUCCGGCGUGUGGAGCCCAUGGGGCCCCACCUGCAGGCAGCCGUUGAUAGCUUCAUCCAACGGCUGAGAUUGAAUCGGGCUUCGGCCACUGGACCAAAUGGGGCAGUGCUCAGGGCAGAAGUUGUGCAGGCCCCACCUCGCGUGAAGGCGGAGCUCGGAACCCUGGCGACGAGCAUCAGUACAGAGGAAAUUCGGAUUAGAGGGCAGGGGACUAGGAGUCCCGUGGCAAAGUUUGUGGACGACUGCCUCUCGUCCAACUCAAGCCUGAAGCGGGCUGCAUCCGGGCCUCCCGAGAACGCUCCGCCAAAGCGGCAAUGCGUGUGGGAUUUGUCAAGCACCAAGAGCGGGACGCUCGCAGCAGUUUGCAACUCUGCGGAGAGCGUGGGCAAGAAGACGGCCGGCACACACGGGGCUCCAGAGCAGUGCUUCCGCUUUGAGGUGCCUGCGGUGGACACCCAGGCCAUCCUGGCUUUCCUGAAGGCAGGCCAGAAUGCAGGCGCAACCCUACCUUUUCCCCCGCUUGCAAACCUAGCAGCAAGCCACCCCCCCAGCAGGCAGUUUGACCUAGAGCAGCAAUAUGAUUUGCUGAGCUCUCUGGACGACUUCCUGGGGCCCAUCCCUGAGGGCGACGUCCCCCCCUGCCACGACGAUGACGUCUCAGAGAGCCACUCUGGCAGCGCCAGCCAGGUCCUGCAUGAGUUUGACGUUAGCAACGGCGUCAGCGAGCGGGUGGUACUUUCCUCGGAGGCCGACGAGCCCUAUCUGGACGACCUCGACUUUGACGAGUACCAGGAGGCGGUCUAUGCAGCCGCCAGCUCGCGGGCGGGGGACCGCGAGGGGCGGGAGCUGCUGGAGGACGCGCGCCUGCUGCUGCAGAGUGCGCUGAAGUUGGGGCAGUGCCCUCAUCUUGGGGCCAUCAGGGUUGCGCUCGUCGCUGAGAAGCUGUCUCCGGUGGUUGAGCAGAUGCGGGAGCGCAGCGAGGCGAUGGAAGCAGAGGAGCUGCAUGCGCUGGAGUGCCUGAGUGGGCUGCUCAUGGGGGCCAGGGAGCGGGUGCAGAGUGCCAUCGAAGAGGAUGCGGAAGACAUCCUGACUGAGAUCGAUUCCGACACCGCCAUCCGGCAGGAGGUUUCCAAGCUGGAGAAACUGGUCGACGACCUUGUGGCGCUUUCGGGCACUACUGUUUUGGAGGAGCCUCGCGUGCAGCUGCGCUUGGCGUCUGCCCACAACCGGCUGGCCUCCUCGCUAUCCCAGCAUGGAUGGGUGGAGGAAGCCCAGGCCGAGAUGGACUGUGCGAACUCCAUCUUGAGCGCGCUACGCGCCGUGUCCGCUGGCCCCAAGCAGCGGGCCCUCUCGCCCCCGCCCGAGUGCCCCAUCAGCAUGGAGAAGAUGCAAGACCCCGUGGUGCUCACCACUGGGCACACGUUCGAGCGCUCCGCCAUUGAGCGCUGGCUCAACGCUGGCAACACCACGUGUCCCAUCACCCGGCAGCCGCUCACCGACCUCGAGCUCGUCCCCAACGAGGCGCUGCGUGGUUACAGUGCCAGGUGGCACGCCGAGAACGGGCUUGCACAGCCUCAGGCGCCGAGCUGGCCGGAGCUCACGGUCGAUACGGCACCAAAGAAUUCUGCCCCGUUGGAGAAGGGCAGGGACCUGUUCCAAGUGGACGACUUCUUGGACGACGCUCUGAAGGGUGCCGGAACCGACAGCUUCGACGUCUUUGGGUUUGGGCAGGGAGUGAGCGGCAAGGCUGGGGAGAUGUACGCCUUUGAGGAGGGCCGUCAGUGUGGGGAGCAGGUCGCGGCAAUGGACCUGAGCUCGUGGAAUGUGGAUAUGAUGCAGUGGGCAGUCAGCACCUGAGCGGGUGUGAUUACAGGGAGCAUGGUUUGCCAACACGUGUUUUGGUGCGAGAGUCGUAGUCGGUUCGGGACUUUGUGGAUUCCCCUUGCCAGCGGGGAAGAGAAGAAUGAGGAGGAGGAUGUAACGGGUAAGACCGUCGUAGAAGGUACCACCACAUCUAUUAAGCAAGGUCCGAGUGUGUUGACUAGCUCACGCACCAGCGUUUUGACAGUAAUUACUAACUUAUUGGUCACACCCAACCAGAUUUUGCGCACCAGCAGUUACUUGGUGACUUUAGUUUUGCUGCCUUUAACCUAAGAACGCUCUAUCCGAGGUCAGACUGUACAGUUCUAAGCGAUCUGCAUAGGCCACCCAAACUGUAGGUGAUCGAUGUGAAGCACGUUGAUUCACCAUAGCCGCACAGGAGUGACGUUAGUACCUCAAUUCAGUAGUGCAAAGCAAUAGAAUUGCAGCCCGUACCGCCCGCCACUAGUUUAUUUGAGGACUAAUCAUCUGAAGCAAGAAUGCCGCUGAAGAACGAAAUGUUUCAAUCAUGCAGUCGUAAACUGACUCAAUACAACUUUUUGAUCUUGAAUUACC